AUGAGCGGCUCUUUCGAUAAGAAGCUCUCCAGCAUCCUGACGGACCUCUCGGGCUCGCUGAGCUGCCAUGCAGCCUCCAAGGACUCUCCCACCCUGCCGGAGUCCUCGGUCACAGACCUGGGCUACUACACGGGCCAGCACGACUACUACCCGGGCCAGUCGUACGGGCAGCCCGUGGGCCACUACCCCUACCCCCAGUUCAACCUCAACGGCAUCGGAGCCGCCGGCACCUACUCGCCCAAAUCCGAGUAUUCCUACAGCCCCUCGUACCGCCAGUACGGGCACUUCAGGGAGCAGCAGCUCCCGGCGCAGGAGGCAGUGUCCGUGAAGGAGGAGCCGGAGCCCGAGGUGCGGAUGGUCAACGGGAAGCCCAAGAAGAUCCGCAAGCCCCGCACCAUCUACUCCAGCUACCAGCUGGCCGCCCUGCAGCGCCGCUUCCAGAAGGCGCAGUACCUGGCACUGCCCGAGCGCGCCGAGCUGGCCGCGCAGCUGGGGCUCACCCAGACCCAGGUGAAGAUCUGGUUCCAGAACCGGCGCUCCAAGUUCAAGAAGCUCUACAAGAACGGCGAGGUGCCUCUGGAGCACAGCCCCAACAACAGCGACUCCAUGGCCUGCAACUCUCCCCCCUCGCCGGUGUGGGACAGUCCCGGCGCCGCCCGGACCCCGCUGCCGCAGCCGCUGCCCUACAGCUCCUCUCCCGGCUUUCUGGAGGAGCACAACCCCUGGUACCACCCCCAGAGCCUCAGCGGCCCCCACGGACCCCCCCAGGCCCAGGCGGCGCCCCCGAUGCACCACCCGUCCCCCGGGCCCCCCAGCACGGGCGCCGUGUACUGACCGCGGGCACCGAGGGCU
Agelaius phoeniceus (red-winged blackbird) is the source of this 852-nucleotide messenger RNA. RefSeq names its product distal-less homeobox 3 (gene DLX3). Lineage: Eukaryota; Metazoa; Chordata; Aves; Passeriformes; Icteridae. The record is from RefSeq and is a predicted model, not a curated record. Gene Ontology annotation, molecular function: RNA polymerase II cis-regulatory region sequence-specific DNA binding; DNA-binding transcription factor activity, RNA polymerase II-specific. Gene Ontology annotation, biological process: regulation of transcription by RNA polymerase II; embryo development; epithelial cell differentiation.